Messenger RNA from Cuscuta europaea, 5174 nucleotides. The record is from the annotation of a GenBank genome assembly. NCBI's taxonomy places the organism in Eukaryota, Viridiplantae, Streptophyta, Magnoliopsida, Solanales, Convolvulaceae.
UCUGGAUUGUUUCAGCUUGAAAGAUAGCUACUAUUAUAUAUUACUAUACAUUCUGUAAUCUAACAUUUGGUAUCAGAGCUGCCAAUGAGAGAUCCAUCCAUCCACGUGAGGAAAAAACACCACUAAAACACAAAAAUCCAUCACCAUGCAAGGGUCCGGAAAAUCAUUAUGGUUUGCUUGCAAUCACUCAGAAGGGAGAUGGAGAUUGCUCGUAUGAAGGAUAAGGAGCCAGUGCAGGAUUAUCUGUCACGAAUUACCACUAUUGUUCAGAAGAUGAGAUCCUAUGGUGAGGACAUCAAAGAGGAACAAAUUGUGAGUAAGGUGAUGCGUAGCCUUACAUCGAGAUAUGGACAGUUAGUCUGUGCCAUUGAGGAGUCCAAAGAUUUGGAAACCUACACAUUUGAAGAGUUGAAAGGCUCUCUUCAAGCAUAUGAAGAAAGAGGUAACACUGAAACUAAAAGAAAUGAGGAACAUGCAUUUCAGGUUAAAGAGGAGUCAUCCAGAGAUCAACCUUUCCAGUCUUCAAGCAGGGAAAGAGGGAGAGGUAGGGGAGGCUUUAGAGGUGCACAUAGAGGAAGAGGUAGAGGGAGAGGUCAUUUUAGCAGUGAGGGAAGGACUGACUACUCCAAAAGCACUUCUAAAGCUCCAAUCAAAUGUUAUUACUGCAACAAACCAGGACAAUGGUUGGAAGAAAGAGGAGGAUAAGGACAAUGGAAAAAAUGAGCACAAGUCAAAUUAUGCUGAACAUGAGCAACUCUUUCUUGCUCAGCAUAAUUUAAAUCAAGAUCACAGCUCCGUUUGGUAUGUUGAUAAUGGGUGUUCAAACCACAUGACUAGCUCCAAACGGUUGUUUAAGGACCUAGAUGAUACCAAGAAAGGUGUUGUAAGGCUUGGGGAUGGUAAGCAACUAACAGUAGAAGGUCUUGGUACUAUCUUGGUUCCUACUACACAAGGUAGAAACAAAGUGUUGCAAAACGUUCAAUAUGUUCCCCAGUUGGCCCAUAACUUACUAAGUGUUGGGCAACUUUUGAGUGGGGGAUACUCAGUAGUCUUUGAGGAUGGUAGCUGCACUAUCAAAGAGAAGCUGAGCAAUGAGGCCAUGAUGACAGUUCCUAUGGGAAAAAAAUAAGGUAUUUCCUUUGGAGUUGAUGAAGACUGAAGACCAUGCAUUUGUUGUAAGAGGUGAUGAGAGUGCUAAGAUUUGGCAUCUCAGGUAUGGUCACUUGAAUAUACACAACUUGAAACUGCUAGGUACCAAGAAACUUGUAUCAGGACUGCCUUCUAUUGGUGACCUAGAGUUUUGUGAAGGUUGUGUAUAUGGCAAGCAGUCAUGUGGGUCAUUUCCUACAGGUCAAAGUUGGAGGGCAAGUGAGGUCCUUGAACUGGUGCAUGCAGAUCUGGUUGGCCCUAUGCAAACUGAGUAUUUGGGUGGAAGCAGGUAUUUCUUCUUGAUUACUGAUGAUUUAAGUAGAAUGUCAUGGGUUUACAUUCAAAAAGGUAAAGGAGAAUCCUUUGACAAUUUCAAAAGAUUCAAGGCCCUAGUAGAAAAGCAAAGUGGGAAGGCUGUGAAAGCCUUACGAACUGACAGAGGAGGGGAAUUUCUAUCCAAAGAAUUCAUCAACUUCGGUGAGAAUCAGGGAAUAAGAAGGGAACUGACUGCACCUACACCCCUGAGCAAAAUGGGGGUGGCAGAAAGGAAGAACAGGACACUAGUAGAGAUGGCAAGAAGCAUGUUGAAGGCUAAAGAUUUGCCAAACAAAUUUUGGGGUGAGGCUGGGAGCUACUGCAGUGUAUUUACUCAAUAUCUCACCCACAAAAGCUGUAGAUAAUGCCACUCCGUUUGAAGUAUGGAGGUUAAAAAAACCAUCAGUUGGUCAUUUGAGAAUCUUUGGGUGUAUAGCCUACACUCUAGUAAAUCAAAGAACCAAGCUGGAUGGAAAGGCAGACAAAUGUGUGUUUGUUGGUUACUCAGUCCAAUCAAAAGCCUACAGAUUGUUUAAUCCUGAUACUGUUAAGGUGCUUAUCAGCAGGAACGUUGUAUUUGAUGAAGAAUCAGCCUGGAACUGGGAAGAUCAAGCCAAGGGAAGAAACACCAUACAACCAACUCUCUCUAUAGAUGAUCCUGCAGCAGAAACAGAAGAGUCACCAUCAUCAUCCUCACUCAAUAUGUCACCAAGUUCCAGCAGCCCUAACAGUCAAAGUUCUAGCAGUCCUAGCAGCUCUAGCAGAUCAAAAAGUGAAUCUCCACCAUGCAAGGUAAGAUCAUUGAUUGAUAUCUAUGAAUCUUGUGACUUUGCCUUAGGUGCUACUGAGCCUGCAGUGUAUGAAGAAGUUGUUAACAAGGAUGAAUGGAAACAAGCCAUGAAGGAAGAGAUCACUGCUAUUGAAAAAAUGAUAUAUGGGAGCUUGUUACAUUACCUAAAGAUAGGAAUGUAAUAGGGUUAAAAUGGAUGUACAAGACUAAGUACAACUAGGAUGGGAGUGUUUCCAAGCAUAAGGCCAGGUUGGUUGUGAAAGGGUAUGCACAGCAAGAGGGUCUUGACUAUGAGGAAACAUUCUCACCAGUGGCCAGAUUCGAGACAGUUAGGGUAGUGUUAGCUCUUGCAGCUCAGUGGAGGUUGCCAGUCUUCCAACUUGAUGUAAAGUCAGCCUUCCUCAAUGGGGAGUUGGCUGAAGAAGUGUUUGUAGAACAGCCUCAAGGGUUUGAGCAAGACAAUGCAGAAGGAAAGGUUUACAAGCUUAAGAAAGCAUUAUAUGGGCUCAAACAGGCUCCCAGGACUUGGUACAGCAAGAUAGACUCCUUCUUCAUUCAAAAUGGGUUUGUAAGGAGUGAAAAUGAACCUACACUAUAUGUGAAGAAGCAAGGUACGAAAGAUCUCAUUAUAGUAUGCUUGUAUGUAGAUGAUAUCAUAUAUUUUAGCUCUUCACAAGACAUGUUAGAUGGCUUCAAGAGUGCAAGGACCAAGGAGUUUGAGAUGACUGAUUUGGGAAUGCUAAGGUAUUUCCUUGGACUUGAAGUAAGGCAGGACUGUAAUGGCAUUUUCUUAUGCCAAAAGAAAUAUGCUAUGGAUCUGUUAAAGAGGUUUCAUAUGGAGAACUGUGAGGCAGCAAAAACACCAAUGAACACAAAUGAGAAACUACAAAAAUCUGAUGGAACCGAGAAGGCUGAUGCAACACUUUACAGAUCCAUGGUGGGAGGUUUGAACUAUCUCACACAUUCUAGGCCUGACAUUACUUUGAGUGUAAGGAUAGUGUCCAGGUACAUGCAUAAUCCCACCAAGCAGCAUCUGGGAGCAGUCAAAAGGAUUAUGAAGUAUAUUUCAGGUACACUGGAGUAUGGCAUCCAAUACACACGUGUGAAGGAGUUCAACCUAAGAGGAUACACUGAUAGCGACUGGGCAGGCUGUGUGGAUGAUAGGAAAAGCACGUCCGGAUCAGUAUUUGAUCUUGGGUCUGAUGCUAUUACUUGGAGCUCGAAGAAGCAGGAAACUGUGGCAUUAUCAACUUCGGAGGCUGAAUAUGUGGCUGCGAGAGCUGCAGCAAAACAAGCCUUGUGGUUGAGAAAGCUCCUAACUGAUCUAUGUUGCAAACAAGAGGAGAAGCCUGAGAUUUGGUGCGACAGUAAAUCAGCAAUAGCAAUGGCCAAGAACCCCACAUUUCAUUCAAGAACUAAACACAUAGACGUGCAGCAUCAUUUUAUACGACAACUAGUGGCUGAAGAAAAGAUAACACUUCACUUUUGUGGUACAGAUUGGCAAAAUGCGGAUCUAUUCACCAAAGCACUGAACCAGGCGAAACACUACUACUCCAUGGAGAAAAUAGGGAUGUGCAAGCAUGGAUCAAGGGGAGGUGUUGAAAGUGAUCCAGCUUAUGUGUAUGGAUAUAGUCCUACAUGGCAUUCAUACGUAGGAAAUAUCAUAUUUCUAUUUAAUGUUAUUGUUUUCAUUUGUUUGAAUAAGUCAGAGGUUGUUAGCCUGAACCUAGGAACUUUCUGAUCCACUACUUUUGAUAUGGUUGUACGUGCAUGAUGGCUUUAGUUUAGGAGUUUGUUACGCAGUAUACAUGGCUAUAUAAUGCCAAGUUCAUUACAUUAAUUAUAUGAGAGUUUUUGGUUCCUCACGUCUGGAUUGUUUCAGCUUGAAAGAUAGCUACUAUUAUAUAUUACUAUACAUUCUGUAAUCUAACAAAGCCGCCGUCGCCAAGGGCCAUGUCCGGUGCAUGAAAGGUGAGGGUGAGAUUAUUGGUGGCACGGGGAGGCUGCAAAAACGCCGCCAAUGUGGCGUUCGCGACCAGCUUCUGCGCGGCGGUGCCGAUGUAGAAUGAUGCUUGGGAGGUGCCGUAGUCAUUGGUGUACUUUCUUUUGUUUCAGUUGCGGGUGUUGAGGAUGAAGGUCACGUUGCCGCCGCCAGUGAAACGGCUGCUGCCGUUGGUUGUUAAGGGCACAUCCAGUACGGAGUAGGCCGGAGCUUUAAGAUCGGGGUGUUGGUACAGAUAUAUGGUAACGGCAAUGAAUGCAAUGAUCAGGACUAUGAGAAAAAUGCCGCAGCAGCGUCGUUGACAAUUUCUCUGAUAUUGUGGCCGGUCACCAUCCAUCUUCAGCGGCAGUGGAAUACUUAUUUAAUUAGUGGAGAUGAGAGGUAGUGAAGAUUGUAUUUAAUUGCUUUUAUUUAUCGUUUAACGGAGUCCCUGCAACCUAUGGUAUUAUAUAGUACGAAGUUCGUAUACACAUAUGGCGCUGCUUCUUCUUCUUCUUCGGAGUAUUUUACGUCAUAUGUGAGCUAUGCUAUCGUUUUCAAUAAUGGUGAAGAAAGACGAAGUCAAAGGAUAAAGCAAACCAAAAGCACGCGCUACAUUUUUGUUUACUUUUGUGUGUAUUAUUAUAGCCAUUAUUGUAAUUAAAGCAGGAGAUACUCAAAUAGUUAACCGAUAUUAAUGAUGACAUCAUGACGGCUUUGAAUGUUAUCAUAACAAUCGAAACCGUCAAUCACGGACAAAAGGCAUUAAUUACCCCUCCUAUAAGUAGAGUAUCGAGCUCAGUUGUGAGAGGGGCACCUCAUUCAAAUUAUACAUCAAUUUACAUUCUAUUUCGCUCACUUGACAUCCUUCUUGUUGUUCUUGUCAUUUUUCUUACUGUUCUUGUACGAAACCCGAUCAAUAUACCAUCUCUAUUCUAA